AUGCUUGCCUGCCUUCAACUUCCUCACUCACCUUCCCUUCGUGUCAAACACAGUCCAGAUCCUCUGCUGUCAUAUGCAACCCUCAAUGUUGAUACGCUUAUUGAAUGUUCAAAAAAGAAAACAUAUUUCCAGCAUCGUCUCUUACCCGAUCUUGCCUGCUUUAUCCGUCACAUCUACUUUAAAUGUCAUCUCACACCAACAGUACUAGUUAUUGGACUGAUAUAUCUUGAACGUCUCAAGGCUAGUCUGCCGAGUCGAUCUCGUGGAGAAUAUGACACGCCUUACAAAAUGUUUUUGGCUGCCGUAGUCUUGGCGUCUAAAUUUGCGGAUGAUAGCAAUUCUGUCACCCACUCUGUAUAUAGAUUUGUAUCACCAUUGUAUUCUCGUAAAGAGUUGAAUGAAAUGGAGCGUUCUUUUCUUGGUGUAAUAAAGUUCAAUCUCUACGUAGAUCUCGCACAAGUAUCCUGUUUUGUUAAGAAACACCAAGAUGCAAUUGAGCUCGAAUUGGACCUUGUUUCUUGA
Phycomyces blakesleeanus NRRL 1555(-) is the source of this 522-nucleotide messenger RNA. Its product is annotated as cyclin. Gene Ontology annotation, cellular component: cyclin-dependent protein kinase holoenzyme complex; nucleus. The transcript is spliced from 4 exons. Gene Ontology annotation, molecular function: cyclin-dependent protein serine/threonine kinase regulator activity; protein kinase binding. Bases 1 to 522 code for a protein of 173 amino acids. Gene Ontology annotation, biological process: regulation of cyclin-dependent protein serine/threonine kinase activity. NCBI's taxonomy places the organism in Eukaryota, Fungi, Mucoromycota, Mucoromycetes, Mucorales, Phycomycetaceae. The record is from RefSeq and is a predicted model, not a curated record.